GCACCCAUAAUUACUGGUCAUGGGUAAAGUUGAUGACUUCCAGGAGUUGACCAAAAGUGGAUCCCACUCACGUGUUUUUUUUAUUAUGUAGAUGUGGUUCUACGGCUUGCUAUUCGUGAUUAUCGUGAUUGCAGCUCUAUGCUCACUGUCGGCCAUGUACAAGCUUGCGAUGGAGCAACACCGAAUUUCCCAGAAAAUCAAAACCUUGAGGGAACCGGUGGCAAGCGAACCGUCACCGAAUCGUCUGGCUCUGGAGAAGGAAGAGCAGCCACUCUCGCUGGACGAAGAAGACCAGCAAAUGUCUCGUCGGGUUGAAAAACGACAUUCAACUACGUUUACCAAGGUAGUCCUCCGCUGUAUUGUCUAUCCUCUUGGUAAGUGAGAAUCAAACGAACCUCAAAAGAACUCCUCAUUUAUUGUCCAUGCAACUUGAUAUGCUGACUCGUAUGAAUAUGAUUAGUACCGGUUAUUGUGAAUAUUCUUGGAUUUAUCACGCAAAUGGUGAUCAGUAUGCCCAAAGCAAAUCCUUCUUAUGUGCUGGCCAUGCUCGAUAUUGUCUUUUCCAAUCUCGAAGGUACCAUUUUUUCAAGCGGAAUCAUUAUUCGUGGCUUGUAUCUGACUCGUCUUCUUACCUCCUAUUUUUGUUCUCCUCCCGUGCAGGCUUUCUUACCGCUAUUGUUUUCUUUACGGAUCCCGCCAUCAGAACGUACAUGACCGAAGAGCUGAAUGAUUGGCGCAGUCAAUAUUUCAACAAAUACAGCCGUAUUGAAACGUAUGAAGAAGGACAAGGCAUUCGAUUUUCAUUGACGGAAGGCGCAAGUUCACUGGUUUCAGCGAAAUCCACUAAAAAGCAGGGCCACGCACCAGUGUCAUGCAAACAUCACUUCAUUGCCAUGUAUCGCAUGAAUAUACCCUCUGCAUCAUACAGCCGUCUGUGCCGGAAUCCAAAACACCUUGUAAUCAGUACAGCAUCAUGCGACGAUGGCUGGUCCAAAACGGUGAUUUGUCACAUGCGUACCAAAGAGUGCAAUCGCACAUUCUGCUUCUCGGACGACAUUACCGACGAGAUUUAUAUACCCUAUCGCUUUCCUCGUCUGGUCCACUUUGUCCGCUCCGCCUGUAAAUGCCUUCGAUUGGCGCCCUCCAAACCUAUCGAACCAUCGACGCCCAUAUCUUAUUACGCGCAAACCAAAUCCUUUGACGAUAACAGCUGGACUGUAUCUUCAAAUAACUCUUGUGAGUCGCGUCACCCUUCCGAGUUGUAAAAUCCAUAGCUUCCUUAUUUGUGUAAAUUUCUCUCUAAAUACAUUACUUCUCAUGAAAAUAUCAUGUCGUUGACUGCUUAAUCGCUAAUAUCAAAUAUUUGAUACAAGACCGACAAGACUAUUGUUUGCAAACGCUUGGUUUUUCAUUGUUCAAAGGGGGAGGGGACAUUCG
Radiomyces spectabilis is the source of this 1437-nucleotide messenger RNA. RefSeq lists its product as uncharacterized. Bases 423 to 1265 code for a protein of 280 amino acids. The record is from RefSeq and is a predicted model, not a curated record. Lineage: Eukaryota; Fungi; Mucoromycota; Mucoromycetes; Mucorales; Radiomycetaceae. The transcript has a single exon.